AUGGCUAUCGACAUUGAGACACCAUCUGCUCCCGCGCAGUCCCUCUCAAGCUCAUUGGAAACCCUCACAACCAGCCUUUCAAGCGCACUUUCCUCUCUCCCAACCUCCGAGCCACACGGUGAUGUCCCGGUAAAUAAUGCGUCUAUAUUGCCCCCGCCCGAUGGCAUCUCACUUCUUGACACAAAGAACGAAAUAUUCCUUUCCUAUCUGCAAAAUCUAGUUUUUGUGGUGGUUCUACAACUGAGGAAUCUGUCCAAGAGUAGAUCGUCAGACAAAACGAAUGGCACAGGACAAGGGAGUGGCGAGGAUGCAUCCCUGCAUAAAAAUGCUGUGAAAAAAUUGACAGAGCUACGGCUAUUCUUAGAGCGUGGUGUGCGACCAUUGGAAGGCCGCCUAAAAUACCAGGUUGAUAAGGUGCUAAAGGCAGCAGAAGACGCAGAGAGAAAUCAACAAGACGCCGCAUCGAAGCCAAAGAAAUCCCGGAAGGGAACAACGGAACUGGGGGAAGGAAGUGAUGGUGGAAGCCGAAGCGAAAGCGAAACUGGAUCAGGAAGUGACUCUGACGGUUCUGAGGACAGCGAGGACGAAGACGAAGAUGUUAAUGAGUUGGGAUACCGACCUAACUUGGCCGCUUUUUCGCGUGGAACUCAAGAUCAGGAAAAGUCCAAAGCACCGAGUAGGAAAGACACUGGCGAUGGUAUCUAUCGGCCGCCAAAGAUAAAACCCACAGCGCUCCUCACUACGACACCGGAUAGCCGCGAGGAGAAACGUGGCCGCCGCACCGCCAAAUCCGCCGUCAUUGACGAAUUCGUCUCUGCUGAGAUGUCCAGCGCACCCACUGCAGAGCCUAGCAUUGGCACAACGAUCCGGGCUGGAGGAAGAACAAUGCGGUCCGAGCGGGAGAGAGCACAGGAACUUGAGCGACGAACGUAUGAAGAAGGCAACUUCGUGCGGUUGCCGAAGGAGAGUAAGAAGGAACGGGCGAAGCGUGGAGGGAACCGUCCUGGGGGCUAUGGCGGCGAAGAUUGGCGAAGCCUGGGUGAGGGGGCCGAUAGGAUCGAACGACUCACGCGGCGUGGUAGAGAGGGUGGCAGAAGCACUGUCCUGGAGAAGAGCCGGAAAAGACGGGCUACGGAGGAUGGGCCGCGGGGCGAUGGAAUCAAUAUAGGCGAGAAUUUCGAGAAGCGCCGCAAAAAGAUAGCGACAUGGAAGCGGUAA
This is a messenger RNA of Blastomyces dermatitidis ER-3, 1218 nucleotides long. Its product is annotated as U3 small nucleolar ribonucleoprotein Lcp5. Bases 1 to 1218 code for a protein of 405 amino acids. Lineage: Eukaryota; Fungi; Ascomycota; Eurotiomycetes; Onygenales; Ajellomycetaceae. Gene Ontology annotation, biological process: maturation of SSU-rRNA from tricistronic rRNA transcript (SSU-rRNA, 5.8S rRNA, LSU-rRNA). The record is from RefSeq and is a predicted model, not a curated record. The transcript has a single exon. Gene Ontology annotation, cellular component: small-subunit processome; nucleolus.